Molecule: messenger RNA, 663 nt
Organism: Parnassius apollo (apollo)
Lineage: Eukaryota; Metazoa; Arthropoda; Insecta; Lepidoptera; Papilionidae
Source: the annotation of a GenBank genome assembly
AUGGAGGAUGAGCUUAUGCCACAACCACCACCAGCAAAUAGCCGGCAUAUCCCUUCCAUAGAACAGGAUUACAAUGAACUUCCUGACUUACCUGAUUAUCUAUUGCGAGAGAAUAUGUCUACCCCUAGUUUUUCCCUGUUAAGAUCGGACGUGCCUACUCCUGACUACUGUGAUGGCAAUUUAGCAUCCGAACCUCAUAAUUCACCUAGCUCGUCUUUGCCUCACUCGCCUAUUCGUAAUAUUGCGGAAAACUUACCAUCUCGAAAAGAAUCUUCAGAACGUGGUGAUUUAGUCAGCCCAUCUAUUUUCCGUUCGCCUAUUCCAAAUAAUACAGAAAAUUUACUCUCGAGAGAGGUAGCUGCAGCUAUUCGAAACGAAGAAAAUGUACCCUCUCUAGAUUGCCCUACAGAAACUUGGAGCACUGAUCGAAGCUCAAUGAAGACAAUUUACUUUACUCAGUCACAAGAGCUACUAGUACCGCCUCCAGCGAAUCCUUUUGAAGCAUUGAGACUUUUGAUUAAUGAUAAAUUGAUAGACCUAAUUGUGCAAGAAACUAACGCUCACGCAGUAAGAGUACUAUCUUCACCUGGUGUAACAGAUCAAUCAAGAGACCAAUUUUGGACAUUUUUGGACUGCUCCUGCAUACAGGAACAAUUCGCCUAA